Molecule: messenger RNA, 1711 nt
Organism: Hevea brasiliensis (rubber tree)
Lineage: Eukaryota; Viridiplantae; Streptophyta; Magnoliopsida; Malpighiales; Euphorbiaceae
Exons: 6
Coding region: 435-1037 (200 amino acids)
Source: RefSeq, a predicted model, not a curated record
UUCGUCGUCUCACUCCCUACACCACAUAUCCCGACUCCCGCCCCUCUGAUCCGACUCUUUAGGGGUGUGCCGCACAGUCCAGUGCCCAUCUCGUGGCGACGCCUCCGAGGUCCGAGCGAUUAGCGACGCCUUAUCACUGCUAUCCAUCGAUUCGUUUGUUGAACUGCAAUUUCUGCCCUUUGUUGAACUGCUGUGAAAUCGAUAAACGAACCGAAUCGGUUCGGUUUUCAUUUUACAUCGUUCGGUUCGACAGAAUGCUCACCUGUAUUUUAAGACUUUUUGUGGAUCUUAAUGUAAAUUCAAAAACUUUAGAGGAGUAAUUUGUGAUUUGAAGAAACGGUGCCGUUGCAUUUGCUAGAAACCGGCGGCGGAAAGGUUUUGGAGCGAGAAAACAGAGGUUGCAGAAGCAGCAGAAGAAGGGUUUUGAAGCCGCUAUGGAAUCAAUUGUGAAAAAAUAUCAGCAGAGAUUCAGAAAGGUCAAAGAAGAAAUGGACAAAUGGGACCAUCAUCGAUCUCGCUUGCUUUCGCAAUUCAGAAACGCUUGUUCCAUAAUCGAGAGGUUAAAGGUGAUUCAAGAUUCUAACAAUUAUGGGGCUUUGAAUAGUGUGAGUGGCAUAGUAGAUGCAGUGUUGAGAAAGCAAAUGGAGUCCUUAGAGACCAUUUUUCUUUCCAUGAACAAGACACUGGAAGAGUUUCGUGGAAUUGUAUUGUUUCUUGAGAAGAUGCAUCGGGAUGGUAGGCUAUUUGUUAAAGUGGGUUCUAAUCAGCUGACAGCAAAACAGUUGCAGCAACGAAUUGGUAUUAAGCCAUGUCUUGCUGAUUGCUUGGAUGGGCUUAUGAUUCUUCAUGAUAUGCAUCGCUCAGAGUACAAGUAUCUUCUUAAAUCAUCUGUGGUAUCAGCACUUCCAGCGCAUAUCUUGAAACCCAGUUCCAGUGAUCUAGCUGCACUCCAGCAACUCAUGGUUGAUCAGCCUAAUAUCCCCAAAGAGGAAGUGGAUCUCAUCUUUGACAUCAUCUUUGCAGAAGAGAUCAGUUAAAUUCUUGUGUGGUUGUUGACAAGCUUUUAUAGCAGUGUGGAAACAGAAAUCUCAUUGGUAUAGUAGAGUUUAUGCUAGCAGCAUAAUGUCUUUGUGGAAGGAUUAUUUUGAGCAGCUUGAAGAAUCAACAUUUUUUCAGAUUAGUAGAGUGCAGUGCUGACAAAAAUUCUCAGUAUUGCCAGCGUUCAUUCUCCUCAGAAAAGUGACAUUCCUCAUCUAUACCUUAACAGAAUAUUCCUGUGAAAGACUGCAUGAUCUGCAUGAAGAGCUUAUUGCCCCAGUUACCCAUGUGUGUCACUGUGGCAGAUAUUUUCCCUAAUUCCUAUUGAGCAGAGUCAAUUUCAACUAUGGUAAUAUUUGGUUGUAUAGAGUUGAUUGUAUUAUCAUUAUGAGCUAAUCAUCCUGCAACUUAUCAGCUGUUUAAAGAAUAUUUGUCGAUGCUCAAGGACCUAGCGCAAACAGCUGUUGUUGCAAAGGCACGCUAUCCAACUCAUUGCAGGAAACAUGGUUGUCUUUGGGAAUGAGUUCUUUCCCAUUAUUGUAAAGAGGCAUCGAGAGUUUAUGUCAGAUUUAUGUCACAUGGGAUGUAUAUUAAUACUCUGUUUGCUUAAUUCUGUUAAUAUGGAACAGAAACACUGCUAUUUAAAAGUUCAACUAAUGCUCUAUUUGCUCAA